Molecule: messenger RNA, 1970 nt
Organism: Capsaspora owczarzaki ATCC 30864
Lineage: Eukaryota; Filasterea; Ministeriida; Capsasporidae
Exons: 2
Coding region: 37-1881 (614 amino acids)
Source: RefSeq, a predicted model, not a curated record
UUUUGUUUUUUGAACUUUUUGUAAAUGCGAUAAAAAAUGCCGGUCGCAUUGCCACCGCAGAUAGAGUUUGUUGCGCACAGGCCCAGUGUAGAGCCGUCGUCAUUGUCGUCGUCGUCGUCGUCUGCUGCUGCGGCCUGGCAAACCAGCGUCGCGACAGCAGCCAUGACUCGCCGUCACCAUCCAUCCCAGCAGCGUCGCCGCGUGCACAACAUUGCCGCCGCCAUUGGCGAAUUAUUGCUACUGAGCGAAGAUGAUGACGAUGAUGAUGGUGAUGACAGCGACGACGUUGGCCGAGUCGACGAAGCCAGCGAAAGCAGCGACACAAACAGCACUCGCAGCAAUUCCAUUGAAAAUUCGAUCAACGCUGAAAUUCCACGCGCACCGUCGCCGGUGGUGGUGGACAUGUCGCUGGAAGCCGCGUCGCUUGCCCUGGCGCGACAGUUGCAGAUGGAGGAGUACGAGGCAUUCGAGCGCGGCAGUGGCUAUGGAGCAGCAAGUGGGGACGACCCCUUGCUCAACAACAACACUGCCAGGCGCCAAUCGCCGCGACACGGCUUGGUGCGGGAGGUGUAUGAGCGCCUGCCGCUGGUCGCCGUCGUGCUGCUGGUGGCAUGCUUCGUGUACGCCGAUCCAUUGGCGCACACCCGCCGUCGCCUGCUUCAGUCCUGGCUGGACGACGACGUGGACGGCGUUGUUGCCGAAAAGUUCGAAUUGCCCUUUUGCCCCAAUGUCAAGCGCAACAACUACUACCACUACCACCACAACUACCACCACUACCAUGAGGACGCACCAAGCAGUCCAAGCACAUUGCAGUACUCGCCAUUCGAUGUAGCGCUGCAGUGUCCGGCGACAAUCACUGCAGCCCAGCAACAAGCCAAAAGGAGCCAAGCCAAAGAAGCCGAAGCGGCUGCCAAAUCCGCGUGGCGUUCAUCCUUCCUCACCCAGUCGAUCAAACCGUACAGCCAGCUGCCUGCGCCAAUGCGUGCAACAGCAUGCGUCACUUUGCAGAACAGUCCGCUGCACAUGUGCGCAGAGGGUAUGACGGCUGGAUUCGGCGCGCCGCUUGCGGAAGGCAGACCGAUCGUGGGCGAGCUCGUGCCGGUCGUGCCGGAUCAUGCGUGCCAGCCCCUCGCGCCACCGCAGCGCGCCAUGGAAAACUCUGGUUGGGUUGCUUUAGUGCGAAGAGGCGACUGCUCCUUUAUGACCAAGAUUGCAAAUGCGGAAGCAGCAGGUGCCAGCUCGGUGAUUGUGUACAAUGACAACCCUUCGGAAGGGCUUCUCCUCAUGCAGCCUGAAAACACGGUGGACGCGAUUCUGCUGCAGUUUCAGCGGAUUGCCGCCCUGGAAAUGCUCGUACCGAGCUCUGGCGACACUCAGUCGCAGGUCACAGCCAAGCGUAGCCCGCAGUCCAUUGGCAUUCCAUCCAUUUUCAUCACGGCAGACAGUGGCAAUGUGCUCCAGUCGCUCAUCACGUUGCACUCGACAAAUACUCCCUUGCGUGUUGAAAUCAACGCCCGGCCUCCCCUACGAGUCUCGGCGUUUCUCAUCCGGCUCUCCUAUGUCGCAUUGCCGCUGACAUCCAUUGUGUUUGCGGCCGUGUCGUUGACAAUCUACUUGCUCCGGUUUAAAUCCUCCGCUCACGCUACUUCGGCAGAAGACCUCCGUCGCAUCACUGCUCGCCUUGUCGAACAACCAUUCCCUCCAGCCAAGGUGGUGCCUGGGUGUGAUGUUUGUGUGAUUUGCUUGGAGGCAUUUGUUUUUGGCAGCCCCGUCGUGCUCCUCGACUGCCGCCACUGCUACCAUCGACGCUGCAUCGGUCUGUGGCUCGAAACCAGCAGAACUUGCCCCAUGUGCAAGCACGAUCUCCUCCGUUCUCAAUAGCGCACUUGUGUCGACAUGAUUUUGUAUAUUGUAGCUUGCAUUCGAAACGAAAAACACACAAAAGCAUGGUGAAACGCAACCAAUUGCAC